AUGUCAACCAAAUCUAUUGUUUUAUUUGUUUUAUUAGCAGUUGCAAUUGUCUCUGGUGCACAUCAAUCAUGUGUUAAGAGAGUAAAUGCACCAACCUCAAUUAUUAAAUCACAACUCCCAAGUGAAUAUAUCGAUGAAGAUACUUUACCAACUCAAUAUGAUUGGAGAAAUAUUUCAGGUUCAUCAUACAUCACUAUUACCCGUAAUCAACAUUUACCACAAUAUUGCGGUAGUUGUUGGGCUCAUGGUACCACAUCAGCUUUAGGUGAUCGUAUUAAAAUCGGUCGUAAAGGUACUUUCCCAGAAGUUGUUCUUGCCCCACAAGUUUUAUUAAACUGUGCUGGUCCAGAUAAUACCUGUGAUGGUGGUGAUCCAACUGAAGCAUACGCCUAUAUGGCCGCUAAAGGUAUCACUGAUGAAACUUGUGCUCCAUAUGAAGCAAUUGAUAAUGAAUGUAAUGCUGAAGGUAUUUGCAAAAACUGUAACUUUGAUUUAUCAAACCCAACUGCUGAUUGUUUCGCUCAACCAACUUAUACUACUUAUUUCGUUGAAGAACACGGUCAAGUUAAUGGCUCAGUUGCUAUGAUGCAAGAAAUUUUCGCUCGUGGUCCAAUUGCCUGUGGUAUGGAAGUUACUGAUGCAUUCGAAUCAUACACAAGUGGUGUUUUCACCUCAUCAGUUGGUUCAACUGGUGAAAUUAAUCACGAAAUCUCAAUCAUUGGUUGGGGUACUGAAAAUGGUGUUGACUAUUGGAUUGGUCGUAACUCAUGGGGUACAUAUUUUGGUGAAUUAGGUUUCUUUAGAAUUCAACGUGGUAUUGAUCUUUUAUCAAUUGAAAGUGCUUGCGAUUGGGCUGUUCCAAAGAACUUAGAAUAA
Messenger RNA from Dictyostelium discoideum AX4, 876 nucleotides. Its product is annotated as peptidase C1A family protein. NCBI's taxonomy places the organism in Eukaryota, Evosea, Eumycetozoa, Dictyosteliales, Dictyosteliaceae. Gene Ontology annotation, biological process: proteolysis. Gene Ontology annotation, molecular function: cysteine-type endopeptidase activity; cysteine-type peptidase activity; cysteine-type carboxypeptidase activity. The transcript has 7 exons. The record is from RefSeq and is a predicted model, not a curated record. Bases 1 to 876 code for a protein of 291 amino acids.